UAGCGGCAUAUUUAAAAUGGCGGAUUUCCGCCCUUCGAAAAUCGAAGUAAAAAGUAGAAAGUGUACAGAUGUUCUAAUUGAAGAAAUUAUAAUUUCGGCUACAGAAGCGACUACAAGUUCCUAUGAAAUUAAUGAAAACCAAAAAUGUCAAUGGGAAAAAUGUUUUAAAGAGGUUUAUGAGGGUGCUUUGCAUGAAUGUGUGUCCAUAGAUGGACAGUCAUGGAGUGAAAGUAAUGGUAACGAUACAACAGAGUUUGAACCUGUAGAUGUAGAGAAGAAAGAAUAUAUUAAUGGAGAACUAACUAAUCAGCUUCAUCAGACAGUUACAGAAGUUGCUUUAAAAAGGAAACAUUGUCCGUCAAGAUACAGGUCCUGUCUGUCCCGUCUUACUGCAAAACAGUUAUGUAAACUAGGCCAGUUAAAAGUUAUAUGUAAUCCUAAAACAGAGUCUUUAUCCCUACCAGAUAAUGUGUUAUCAUCAGAGGAAGUUUUAGAUCGUUUGAAAGACACAGAAUCUUGCUUGUCAUCCAUACUAAAAGUAUGUACAGUUUGA
Molecule: messenger RNA, 553 nt
Organism: Mytilus californianus (California mussel)
Lineage: Eukaryota; Metazoa; Mollusca; Bivalvia; Mytilida; Mytilidae
Exons: 4
Coding region: 17-553 (178 amino acids)
Biological process (GO): mitotic sister chromatid segregation
Cellular component (GO): kinetochore
Source: RefSeq, a predicted model, not a curated record